Anopheles darlingi is the source of this 1958-nucleotide messenger RNA. It is a transcript of the gene Ufsp2, whose product is annotated as ufm1-specific protease 2. The record is from RefSeq and is a predicted model, not a curated record. The coding region runs from base 48 to 1832 and encodes 594 amino acids. Lineage: Eukaryota; Metazoa; Arthropoda; Insecta; Diptera; Culicidae. The transcript is spliced from 3 exons.
UCAAUUUAGAUCACAACAAAACACGUCGCCAAAAACGGAUCGCCGCGAUGAAAAUCCUGCAAAUUUCCGAGAUUUUAAUAAAGCGGAUUACGGCGAUCAAGGAGCCGGUCACAGGGCCGCUGUACGGAGUUUCGUGCGGAGAAGAACUGGUCAUCGUUCUCGGGUUUAGCAAACGGGUUGGAGAAACCGAAAUCCCGAAUUUACCGUGCCGGAUCGAGAGAACCGGGUGGCUCCGGAUCGGCCCGAGCGAAGAUGCGGAGGAGUUUAUGAGCGGCGCUGCCGGAGAGGGCAGUUCCGUUUUGUUGCUUCUCCCGAGUCCCGGAGAUGUUCAAUCUCUGGAGGCGUUUUUCUAUGAAAAUGGCAGUCGGAGGGUGGUCCCGCACCAGAUAAUUCCGGAGGGGCAGCUAUUCCGCGAGCUGUUUGUCCUACGCCUGAGGUGCACCGUGCCGCUGGUGUGUGAGCAAUCGGAGAAAUCCAUUAGCGAGAAUGCCGUGCGGUUACGGAAGCACUUCGAAACGGGUUGUGUGGCAUUUCGAAUUCCCGCUGCCCCGGACGUUCUGCUAAGCCAGCAGCGUGUGCAGGGAGUUGGUGCCGACGAGAGCGUUGAAGCACUCUACGGCUUGGUGACGGCUCCGCCCGCCGAACGGGAUGACGGAUUCGGUGUACCGGGUGUUCCAGUGAAAGCGUCGAAGAAAGCGUCCAAUCAGUCGACCGUUACUCUAACCGGAUACCGGGUGAUCGAUGUGGUGACGCUGAUGCGCAAAUCGAACCACGAGUGGGACAUGCAGCUACGCCGAGAAGCAUGUAACGUAACGAUCGAUAACCGGAACGAGGGACAGAUUGUGAAGAUACCGAUCCAGCUGGAUUUCCUUACUGUUGCCCACGGCAGCACAAAAAUACAGGAUCUGCAUCUUUAUCUGGCGCACAGUGCCGUCCGAUCGUUCGAACUCAUCGAGCAGGCAUUGCUAGAGCAGCUGCGAGAGCAAAAACGCUGCUUCGCUUCAAAAUGCUUUCACUUUAUGCCGCGCGAUUUGGGUCACUUCGUGACGUGUGUUUACUCGGUCGGCGAUGAACUGUCGGAAUCGGAUGCGUACCUGCAACGGAAACGGGCGGAAUUGCACAAAGAGUUCCUCCUGCCAGGCAACAGACCCUACUUCCGAAAGGGUAAUGCUUAUCGCUUCGAUUCAAGCGGCAUUUUACAGAAUCCUCACCAAACGCUGGCCGAUCCUUAUCCAGACGGCCUGACGGCGGUAGUCGAUGGUAUCUAUACGUACCAUCAUUACAUGCAGGAUAACUUCGAUGAUAAGGGCUGGGGCUGUGCGUACCGCUCUCUACAGACGCUCAUUUCAUGGUUUAAUCUGCAGGGCUACAGCACAGGACGGCCAACGAUACCCUCGCACACGGAUAUUCAAAAGUGUUUGGUCCGCGUAGGAGACAAGCAGCCGGCCUUUGUCGGGUCACGUCAGUGGAUCGGUUCGACGGAGGUGUCGAUCUGCCUAAACGAGUUCGUCGGUGUCGAUUCACGCAUCAUGCACGUUUCUUCUGGUGCGGAGCUCGCUAUGCGUGGCCGCGAGUUGGUUCAUCAUUUCCAGAUGCAAGGCACUCCGAUUAUGAUCGGUGGCGGUGUGCUAGCGCACACAAUACUCGGAGUGUCCCUCGAUGCUGACGAAGAGGGGCGAACAAAGUUCCUCAUUCUCGAUCCACACUACACCGGAGCGGACGAACUGGGCACGGUACUUUCGAAGGGUUGGUGUGGCUGGAAGGGUGGAGAUUUCUGGGACAAAACUUCGUACUACAACUUGUGCAUGCCACAGCGGCCAGCUAUGGUGUGAGGGGACUGCAAUGCAAACUGUAACAUGGCGACACUGUUGACUGUUGAGCGGUUGCGGGAACAUUAUGUAUAUGGUUACUGUUUCCCCUUUAUAUUACUUUUUAAUAAAGAUUAUUUACACUCACUA